AUGAGUUUGUCAGAUUUGAAGAACAGCAUCUUGGAGAAGCUUGGCGUGUUGGGUAGCAAGUGGGUGAAGAAACUAUUCUACAAGAUUCCCAUGGCGGUUGUCUCGACCGGUGUUCAGUAUGAAACCUUUGCGGUUAAGGCUGAUGAAGAUAUUAGGGUUCUGUUCUACUGUGUAAGGAGUUUUCCGGAGAUCAGAAUCCAUGAGUUGUUCGCGAAGUUGGAGGUUGGUGUCGAUAGUUCUGGGGCAUCCACUCCAGUUCCUUGCCCAGCUACUGCGGGUGGUGCAUCUAGUUCGAUGCCUGCGGUCAGAUCGUAUCUUCCGCCGGUUCAAUCACCUUCGUUUGCGGCUGAUUUAGACCGAACGGAGGUUGUUGGUUCUGUACCUUUGGAGAAUGCAGCAGUCAUUGAGCCUCCCCACGUUGUGGGCACCGGUGGUGGCCUCGUACCUUAUAUCGAAGACUUUGGUGGACCUGAUCAAGUAGAGGAUGCAAUGCGUGACGAUGAGUCUGAGCAGGAGCCUGUUGAUAUCGAUGGUGACAGCGACGAUGACACAGGUGGCGAUCCAGAUGCGCAGCAUCGGCCUUCAAGUUCUGGUUCUCAUCAGUACCCUCCACACUUCUCCACACUAAAUUUGGAAGCUCUUGGUCAACAGGAAGACAGUGGUAACAGAGUGGGGGGAUCUUCUACAGAAUUUCAGAUUGGGCAAUCAUUCCAGAGUAAAGAUGAAGCUGUGCUGAGUGUAAAGGACUAUAGCAUUCGGCGAGGUGUUGAGUACAGAGUCAUCGAAUCGGAUCAUUUGAAGUAUCAUGGAAAAUGCAAGGAAUUCGGCAAGGGUUGUAGUUGGUUGAUUCGUGUAGCGCUUCGUGCACGAAAGGGGAUUUGGGAGGUUAUGAGGUACAACAGGCCACACACAUGCCUCGCAACUUCUAUUUCAAGUGAUCACCGUCAGCUGGAUUACCACGUUAUAUGUGCGAGGAUUCUUCCUAUGGUUAGGGCCGAUGCUGCGGUUACGGUAAAGGUACUUCAACAAGCGACAGAAGCUGAUUACGGUUUCAGGCCUAGUUACAGGAAGGUUUGGAUGGCUAAGCAGAAGGCAGUGGCACAAAUAUAUGGAGAUUGGGAAGAGUCUUACACGGAGUUGCCACGUUGGAUGCUAGGGAUCCAGGCGACAAUGCCGGGAACAAUCACGGUGCUGAAGACGUCUCCUGUUCGGAUUGGUGGUGGGGUUGAUGAGUCCACGGUGUACUUUUACCGGCUUUUCUGGACAUUUCCACCCUGUAUCGAGGCAUUCCGGCAUUGCAAGCCCCUCUUCAGUAUUGAUGGUACCCACUUGUAUGGGAAGUAUGGAGGGACGCUGCUGUUGGCGAUAGCUCAGGACAGGAACUCGAACAUCCUCCCGAUAGCAUUUGCCCUUGUGGAGGGCGAAAAUGUAGAGUCGUGGCAUAAUGGGAUCAAGACACCACUUGAGGCACCUGAGACUGGAUGGCUGCCUCCUCGGGCUUUCCGGGCCUACUGUAUAAGGCAUGUGGCUGCGAAUUUCGCCCUAACGUUCAAAGGUAAGGACUCAAGGAGGAUGCUGGUGAAUGCUGCCUACGCAAAGACUGAGGCAGAGUUUUACUACUGGUUCGACAUCAUGCGGACUGAGAAUCCAGCAAUGUGUGACUAG
Molecule: messenger RNA, 1665 nt
Organism: Arachis duranensis
Lineage: Eukaryota; Viridiplantae; Streptophyta; Magnoliopsida; Fabales; Fabaceae
Exons: 2
Coding region: 1-1665 (554 amino acids)
Source: RefSeq, a predicted model, not a curated record